AUGUCGAUACAGACCGACCAUGAGGGUGGGGCCAGAUCUAGGGCUACUAAAGCGGCCGCCGCGCAAACCAACCAAAGGAAACGUGCGGCGGGGAAGAAGGCUGAGGUUGGAACGAAGAAGUCCGGGAAGAAGGCGGAGGACAAGGGGAAGCAACCAACGGCACGCAAGCGUGUUUCGGCCGUGAAGAGCGAUGCGGGUGUUGCCACUGCUGCCCUCGAGCCCGGUCCUUCCGACGACGGCACCAUCGGCGGGAACGAAGACCCUGGGCGUGGCGGCGUGAGUGUUGCCGUCCGGCCGGGGGACAGAGAGGGCUUGGCGACUGGAGGAAAGCACGGCGAGGCUCCCGGCGACGACCAGGCCGCAACUGUGGUGUCCGUGGCAGAGGCAUCACAGCAGCAUAUGACGCUGCUCCCCCCGCCCGUGGUCGAAGUAUCUGCUGCAGUGAUAGAUAAGGAGAAGAAUGCUGCGCACGAUUGCACGGAGGAGCCGAAACACGACAUUGCCGACGUCGGUGGAUCUCCUCCCUCUGGGGGACGCGGGAGGCGUAGGCAGAGGAAGAGCGAUGGGGAGGAGGAGUAUGACACCCCCGUGGCCGAGGACAUCCCCAUACGCGCAAAGAGGAGGCAGACGACAGCCAGCGGUGACGACGCCGGUGGUGCUGAAGGCCGACCCGGUCCGCGGAAACCAUCUAGCGGACGGGGGGGCAAGCAAGCCUCGAGGGGGAAGAGGCCGAAGCGCGGCAAAGAAGGCCCUGGUGAAGCGGAUGUUGAGGACGAGGGGGAUGGGGAGGAGGAGGCCGAGGAGGAUGCGGAGGAGGAGGACGAGGAUGCAGGGGAGGAAGAAAAGGACGAGGAUGAGCAGGAGGACAACGAUGAUGAGGAGGAGGAGGAGGAUGAGGAUGGCGACGAGGGGAAGGAGAAGGAGGACGAUGAGGAUGAGGAUGAGGACGAGGAGGAGGACGAUGAGGGGGAUGACGAGCCUGAGGAGGAAAAGAGUGAGGAGGAGGAGGAGGAGGAGGAGGAGGAGGAGGAGGAUGAGGAGGAGGAGGAGGAGGAGGAGGAGGAGGAGGAGGAGGAGGAGGAGGAGGAGGAUGAUGGUGAGGAGGAGGAUGAGGAGGAGGAGGACGACGUGGAGGAAGAGGAGGUGGAGGAAGGGGCGGAUGAGGAAGAGGAGGAGGAGGAGGAGCCGGCAGGGAAAGGACGGGGCACGCGAGGCAGACGGGGGAGUGGCACAGGGAAGCGUGAUAGUGUGAGGGCACACGGGGCUGCUGCUGAAGACGUUGAUCCCCUUGGCCAGAGAGGGGUUUCUACACACCCUUUUCCGGAUGUCAUGGAUGCGCUGGGCGAAGGUGCAGAGCAUGGGCAGUUUGUUACACGAGACGAGUUCCAGCAGCUACGGUCUGAGAUGUACGCCAUGUUUGCUCAGCUCGGCCUGCGUCGUGGAGCAACUGCCAGCUAUGCCGGGGGGACUGCAGUGGUGCCUAUGGCUGGUACCCCGCCGCCGAUGAGUGCCGUGGACAGGGCACGUGUGCUUGUGCUUCGGGAGACCAACCCAUUCCCGUAUUACCCUGCACCGGAGGAAGUGUUCGAGGCCUUCGCUGUCCACUUGUCUGCCGAGGGGCUAGAGUCAAUGAAGCUGCUGUGGUUGCACAAUGACAAGUCAACCAUGGGUGUUUUCAACCACCAGAUGUCAUCAACCAGGUCAACAAUCAACACCACCCUCAGGCCAGCAACGUACGCCGGCAUGGGUCUCUCCGAUUACGCCAAUGCGGUGGAUUGCCUGCCCACUGAGCUACACCCAAAGAAGUGGUUCAACGACGAGCAACUCCUGGCGGAGUACAGAGAUGAACAGUGGGCCCUCAACUGGCACUUUGACAAGGCCACCGGAACACCCUUCAGCAACCCCUUGUUUGCUUAUGCGUUCAAGCUCUCCUUCAAGAGGAGCGGGGUCGUGUUCACCAAGUUCAAGAGCCGCAUGGUGGCAUGGGGCCUGUUUUCGCUGGAGCAUAUACCCGUUACCCCCCCUCAUACACCAUCCACCCAACCCUACACCACAUUGCAGAUCGAGUGGCCCCUUCUGCAGGACAAGCGCCGCAAGCGAAUUCCGGCCCAGCCGGAACAAAACAGGCCGGACUACUUCGAAUGGUGUGACAAGGUCAAACAGAUGAUACACUUUGCCGUCGUGGAGCGACGCAUCCCACACGAUCCGGCUCAGGGUGCGUUCGUCUUCCCGAACAAGUUCCUCAUCGACGAUGGCGACCUUGGAGAUGUUGUUCUUGCCCACCGGGCGCUUGCAGGGCCCACCAUUGAGUAG
This is a messenger RNA of Closterium sp. Yama58-4, 2313 nucleotides long. The record is from the annotation of a GenBank genome assembly. NCBI's taxonomy places the organism in Eukaryota, Viridiplantae, Streptophyta, Zygnematophyceae, Desmidiales, Closteriaceae.